UUCAAUUCGACAAUGUCUCUCCUUUGACCAAACAUAUCAUCAACGCACGUCGCCAGGAACGUAUCUGGAAAAAUAUUUUCUCGCAUAUCAUUGCAUGCUCUGAAAAAUACACACUAAACCAAACAAACCAUAAAAAGCACUCUCUGCAACUAAAAUAUCUCUCUUCCCUUUUUGUACCCUCUCGUCAUCAACACCAUCUUUUCCCAUUAUUGUUUGGGUUUGGUGGGUCUUUCAAGAUUUUUCUCAAGUGGGUCUUGGAGUUUCAAUGGCACCCAUUAGAGGGUUCAAGAGGAGAAAGAAACUAGAGAAAGAAAGUACAGAGCUGACCCAACCCAAGCCCUUCGAUUGGUGGGACAACUUCUCCAAGAGGAUUUCUGGGUCUUUGUACGAAUCAGAUAAUUCAGCUAAAUUUGAAUCUUUUUUCAAGAUUUCCAGAAAGACAUUUAAUUAUAUAUGUUCCCUUGUGAAGGAAGAAAUGAUGGCUAAGCCUGCAAACUUCUUUGAUAUUAACGGAAAGCUUUUGUGUCUAAAUGAUCGAGUUGCUGUUGCUUUAAGAAGGCUGAGCUCUGGUGAGUCAUUAUCAGCUGUUGGAGAUGCAUUAGGGAUAAACCAAUCUACUGUUGCCCAAAUAACCUGGCGGUUUGUGGAAGCCAUGGAAGAAAGAGGACUCCACCAUCUCUAUUGGCCUUCUACAGAAGAAGAGAUGAAUGAGAUUAAGUCCAAAUUUGAGAAAAUCCGGGGCCUUCCGAAUUGUUGUGGUGCCAUUGACACCACACACAUCUUGAUGUGCCUGUCCUCUCUUGACCAAUCAAAUAAAGUAUGGUGUGACGAAGAGAAGAAUCAUAGUAUGAUCCUGCAGGCAAUUGUGGACCCAGAGAUGAGAUUCCGGGACAUUGUCACAGGCUGGCCAGGAAGUGUGACCGACUCCCUUGCGCUCAAAAGCUCAAAUUUCUUUAAUCAUGCUGAAGUAGGGAAGAAACUAAAUGGGACAAAGAUUAAGCUGUCAGAAGGCAUAGAAUUGAGGGAAUAUAUAGUUGGCGACAAAGGGUUUCCCCUUCUGCCAUGGCUUCUCGCUCCUUACCAAGGACAAAACCUUUCCAAAUCUCAGGUCAACUUUAAUAAGCGGCAUUUUGCAACACGAGUGGUGGCACAAAGGGCAUUGUUUAAGUUGAAAAAUACAUGGAGGAUUAUUGAAGGAGUGAUGUGGAAACCCGAUAAGAACAAGUUACCAAGGAUUAUUCUUGUUUGUUGUUUGCUGCACAAUAUUGUCAUUGAUUUGGAGAAUGAGGUGCCAGAUGGGAUGCUUUUGUCUCACCAUCAUGACUCAGGCUAUAAACAACAAGUUUGUGAUUCUACUGACAAGUCUGCCUCUACUCUAAGAGAGAAGCUUUCUCUCUACCUGUCUGGAAGAUUGCCGCCUUGAAAGCAUCUCUCUCCCUAUAUAUAUAUAUAUAUAUAUGUUAUGAAUGACUGACUAUAUUCAAUUGAUCUGAUGACUAACUACUUUUGUGUUUGCUAGAUUGGGGUGUUAUAGUUGUCACAGAAGCUAAUGAUUACUUUGUAUCGAUGAAGUUUUCAAUUUUAAGGCCUUAUUCAAAGCAAACAGUGUAUCUAGUGACAUUAAUUCUCAUAUUUCAAGUUCAGUCUUCAGUUUACAUGGUA
Cornus florida is the source of this 1662-nucleotide messenger RNA. Its product is annotated as protein ALP1-like. The transcript has 2 exons. The record is from RefSeq and is a predicted model, not a curated record. NCBI's taxonomy places the organism in Eukaryota, Viridiplantae, Streptophyta, Magnoliopsida, Cornales, Cornaceae. Bases 266 to 1423 code for a protein of 385 amino acids.